Aureobasidium melanogenum CBS 110374 is the source of this 903-nucleotide messenger RNA. Its product is annotated as PAP2-domain-containing protein. Gene Ontology annotation, molecular function: phosphatidate phosphatase activity. The record is from RefSeq and is a predicted model, not a curated record. The transcript has 8 exons. The annotation marks the transcript as partial. Lineage: Eukaryota; Fungi; Ascomycota; Dothideomycetes; Dothideales; Saccotheciaceae. Gene Ontology annotation, biological process: phospholipid metabolic process.
AUGGAUGCCGUGCGAAGGAUGAAGUUGCCCUUUUCGAGCAAGCCAUUGCCUGCAAAAGUGGUGAUAUCAUACAUCCUGGACUAUGUGAUUAUUGUGGUUCUGGCGAUUCUAUUUCUUGCUAUUGACAAAAUCAAUGGCUUCCGACAACAUUUUGCACUUCAAAAUUACACAUUACAAUAUCCUUAUGCAGUACACGAACGAGUGCCGGCAGGCAUAUGCUAUAUCAUCGUUGUCAUAUGUCCCGCUAUCAUCAUCUGCUUCUGGACGCUAGUGAUUGAUGGACUCUUUGCACACUCACAACCUACCGACGCUGAAGGCACUGGCAGAAGAAUCGGACGCUACAGACUCGUCGACAGGCUAUGGGAACUCAAUUGCGGCAUCCUGGGCUUGGCCUUAUCAGAAGGCACCGCUUUCGUCAUCACAGGCACACUCAAGAACACCGUUGGCAAGCCACGUCCCGAUCUUAUUGAUCGGUGCCAACCGAGAGUCGGAUCAGUUGACCCGUCUCCAUACGGGCUGUCGAACUCGACGAUAUGCACACAGACCGACAUGAGCAUCCUGAGAGAUGGCUUCAGAAGCUUUCCUUCAGGACACUCGAGCAGCUCAUUCGCUGGACUCUUCUAUCUGUCAUUAUACCUGGCAGCCAAGCUUCAUAUCUGGGACUCGAGAGGUGAAGUAUGGAAGAUCUUUGUAGUCAUCAUCCCGUCUCUCGGCGCCGCUUUGAUCGCAGCAAGCAGAAUCAUGGACGCGAGGCACCAUCCCUUUGACGUGAUCGUUGGGAGUCUGCUCGGUAUAGCAUGUGCUUGGCUAUCGUAUCGUCAGUACUUCCCACCUGUCACAGAGACCUGGCGCAAGGGCCGGGCGUAUCCCAUCAGGACCUGGGGACAGGAAACGGCACCACCG